ACAAAGUUCAAUGUUCACUUAUUACAUCCAAAGAAUGGUACUGUUCAUGAAACAAUGUUCAAUGAUGAUAAUUUAGACAAUAGUGAUGAAGAGGAUACAGAAGAGAAUUGUGAAGAUGAAAUGGAAGAAGACAAUGGAAAGAUUCACAGUAAUGAAGGAUUAUAA
Molecule: messenger RNA, 165 nt
Organism: Paraglomus brasilianum
Lineage: Eukaryota; Fungi; Glomeromycota; Glomeromycetes; Paraglomerales; Paraglomeraceae
Source: the annotation of a GenBank genome assembly